This is a messenger RNA of Cynara cardunculus var. scolymus (artichoke), 1470 nucleotides long. RefSeq lists its product as uncharacterized. Gene Ontology annotation, molecular function: zinc ion binding; nucleic acid binding. The transcript has a single exon. Bases 1 to 1470 code for a protein of 489 amino acids. NCBI's taxonomy places the organism in Eukaryota, Viridiplantae, Streptophyta, Magnoliopsida, Asterales, Asteraceae. The record is from RefSeq and is a predicted model, not a curated record.
AUGGCAAACAACAACGCAAAUUCUGUUUUAUCAAACUUCUGCUUGAAAGGUCUCCUUGAGAAGGAAAAGCUCACGGGCUUGAACUUCAUGGACUGGUCCAGACAACUGGGGAUAGUCCUCAGAAUGGACAACAUGGAAAGGGCCAUCAAGGAACCACUUCCUCCUGCAUCACCGCCAGGAUCUAAUAGGGCGACUGUCCAAGAUUAUGAGAAACACCUUAAUGAGUCGAACAUGGUUGCUUGCCUCAUACUAGCCACUAUGGUGCUAGAACUCCAAAAGAAUAUGGAUCACCUUGGGGCAUAUAACAUGAUCAAACAGCUGCAGGACAUGUUCCAGCAGCAAGCAAGGCCAGAAUGGUUCAACACUCAUAGAGCUCUGGUGGAUUGCAGAAUGGCACCGGGAAGCAGUGUCAGUGUUCAUGUUUUGAACAUGAAAGCACAUAUUGACAGGCUUGCGUAUCUUGGUUUCCCCGUAAGUCAGGAGUUUGCCACAUAUAUUAUCCUAAACUCACUGUCUAGUUCAUUUGAGUCUUUUGUGCUCAAUUAUCACAUGAACAAUAUGGAGAAAACCAUCAUGGAGCUUCAUGGCAUGCUGAAAACUGCUGAAGCUACCAUGCCGAAAGCCAAGACUGCUACCCCGGCGCUUACUAUAAAGGGAGGAGGAGUCAAGAAGAAGAAGCCUAAGACCCCUAAAGGCAAGGGUAAAGGGAAGGUUGGUUCAUCCAAUUCCAAACCCAAGCCAAAGGGUAAGGCUAAUUAUGUGACUCCUCAAGCAAAAACUCCUGAGGAUGCCACAUGCUUCCACUGCGGGGAGAAAGAACACUGGAGGCGCAACUGUCCAAAAUACCAGAAGGAGCUGAAAGAGCUAAAGGCCAAGGGUGUUGGUCCUUCAGGUAUGUUUAUGAUUGAACUCCACAAUACCUUUACUUCAAACUCUUUUGUGUUAGACGCCGGAUGUGGUACUCAUGUUUGUACUAAUCUACAGGGACUAAAACGAAGUAGGCGGCUGAGGCGCGGAGAGCUCGACCUAAUCAUGGGAAACAAGCAGAUAGCUGUUGUUGAAUGGAUUGGGAGUUAUGAGCUCACUUUUGGUUCCGGUCUUAUUGUGUUUUUGAAAAAUGUAUGUUACUCCGCCGAGAUGGCGAAAAACAUUAUUUAUUUUUGGGCUUUAUAUAAUGAUGGUUUCGAUUUUAAAUUUGAUAAUGGCUCUAUUCUUGUAUUGAAGAAUGAGGUAUUCUAUUUCAAGGCUAGUCCUUGUAAUGGAAUAUAUGAAACCACCAUAAGCUUGAGACACAAUUAUAGUUCAAUCUUVAAUGUUGAUUCGAUUUCAUCCAAAGAAAAUUUGGACAAAACGUAUCUAUGGCAUUGUCGACUUGGCUACAUUAACAAGAAACGCAUCGCAAACUCCAAGUGGAUGGGAUUUUGGAAUCAUUUGAUCACACAUCAUAUGAUGAAUGCGAAUCUUGUUUAA